AUGACGAGGAAACGACAAACCCAAAGCAUGGAUGAUGGCAAGAGCAGGAAAAGGAUCCUGAAGCCGGUUGUGGAGAAGAAGAGACGAGAUCGAAUAAAUCAAAGUCUGGCUGAGCUGAGAAGUUUGCUGCUGAAUUCCACGUGUGAUCCGCGACUGCAGAAUCCCAAAAUAGAGAAAGCAGAGAUUCUGGAUUUGACUGUGGAGUAUCUUCAGAAGUGGACAGAUGGGAGGAACCAGAGCAACGAUUCCAGUAACAGUCGGAUGAAGCCUCCUCUGGUGAGACUCGGCCACUCAGACUGCAGCCCUCCUCCUCGUCCUCCUCUUCCUCCUCCUCCUCCUCCUUUUUUCUUCAGCAUGGAGAGCGCAGGUUUCCAGCAGUGCGUGGCCCAGCUGAGCAGCUACAUGCACCGGAUACCGGCGGCUCAGAGGGCAGGGCUCAUCGAGAGGCUCAGGCUUCACUCGGAGGGCUGGCAGCCGAAGCCAGACUUCCACCAGAAGGCGGCCGAGGCGCCCGACGCUGCUUCCGUCGAUGCCAUUUGCACAUCUGACACCAAAGAAGAGUCUGUCAGGUUGCUUUUUCCAUCCCACUCCCCCUUCCAGCCUCACUCCUGCUCCACGCCUGCCCACGACUACCUGUCCCCUCCUCCCUCUCCCUGGUUCUCUCCUUCCUCUUUCCCGCCAUACGCUGCCUCCCCUCCUUUCCCGUCAUUUGCCUGUCACUUCUCCUUCCCCCCCAGUCUCUCACCUCCGUCCUCCAACACCUCCUUCUUCAGUUUCUCACCCACGCUUCCUCACUCCGGCCUGCCCGGCCUCCACGUUCCCCCCAACCCCGUCCACAGGGAGGGGCUGGUGCCAAACUCCUCCUUGGCCAUGUGGAGGCCUUGGUUUUGAUUUUGGAGCAGAGACUCGAAAGAAAGCUGACAGCAGAGACACCUUGUGGGAACAAACUGCAACUGUGGAGAGGACGGAAGACUCUUCAUGGCAGGAAUGUACAGUGUAAAUAUUAUUAAAGUUGCCUAUAUUUCGUAUUUCUCAUUAAUAAAUCUCAUAC
Stegastes partitus (bicolor damselfish) is the source of this 1051-nucleotide messenger RNA. Its product is annotated as transcription factor HES-7-like. Gene Ontology annotation, molecular function: protein dimerization activity. NCBI's taxonomy places the organism in Eukaryota, Metazoa, Chordata, Actinopteri, Pomacentridae. Bases 1 to 891 code for a protein of 296 amino acids. The transcript is spliced from 4 exons. The record is from RefSeq and is a predicted model, not a curated record.